ACACUUUUGAUCCACUUCCGAAACCCUAGCCCUUAGGUUUCCUUCGUGUUCUCCAAGCUCGAACCCGAGCUUCACCUCUCAAGCUCAAACAAGAGCUUUGAAAUCCGUACUCCUUUAACUAUCCUACAAAACCCUACUGAGAAACACAAAACCACAAUCAAGCAAGAUAUAAAUUGAUCUUUGGUUUAGUUAGAGAUAAACAAACAAACAAACAAACAAAAACAAUAGAGAACAAAAGAGAUUUGAUUUUGGAGUUCACCCUAAUCUAGGGUUACAUCUCCAUCAAGCUCGCGUCAGAGAUGCUUAAUCGUGGACUAUCAACAUCAAAAGGUUACAAGAAUCAAGUGUGAGGAUCCAAGCUACAACAGAGCAAUGCAAUCUCUCUCUCUCCCUCUCUCUUUCUCUCUAUGUUUUGUUUUACUAGUUUUCUCUCAACUUUUCCUCUCUAACUCUCUUUGUUUUUUCUUUUAUAGGUUCUUCACUUCGAGCUUGUUCUCUUUCUAAUUGGAAAAUAUUCUGAUAAGGUUUUCUCUUAUCUGAAGCUUCUUUUCCUUUUCUAUAGUCUAUUAGUGAGAGUAGGCUUAGUUGCUGAGCUGGAUAAGUUUGUUAUAACCGAUUUAGUUGUAGUAGGCUUAAAUUUAUUUCGUGUAACUGCUUAAUUUGUUAAUAGUAUUGUAACAGACUGUUUAUAUGAGAAUUUAACAACAACACAUAGAUAAUAUAUGUAGUUAUAAUGGUAAUACCGUUUCAAUCUCAAGAUACUAAGUUCGAAUCUCCCUUUCUCCAUAUGUAAAAAAUAAUAACUCGUAAUUAAUAUAUGGAAUAAAUGAUAAUAGUAUAGUAAAUUUACCUUUAAGAUUAGAUAGAUUAAUUAAAUGGAUUAUCCAACUAUGGUUGAUUAACUGAAUUUUAAAGUAUCUAUUUAUUAGGUUUUUUCCAUUUUUAAUGUUAAUUAGGGUUUGAAAAAUCCAACAAGUGAAUAUUGGUUAAUAAAUAGAACAACUUAAUUUAAGGUUUAGAAACAUACCACUUCAUUUUGAUCCUAUAUUUGAAUUGAGACAACAAUAACAGAGUAGAUUGGAUUGGGCUCUUUUUUUUGUAUUUUGAGUAUGGUUUUUUUGAAAUUACGUGUAUAUCUGUAAAGUUCUCCAAUAAUUACGAUGGUCCACACAAGAAGAAAAAUAUUGUAACAGUCUCCGCCAUGAAACUCCAGUCCGUCUCUUCCCCAAAAACCCCCAAAACCAAUAGCCGAACCCCCAGUUUAUCUGACUUCGACCGAACCCUCCUCUUUUCCGACGAAAUCCUUCUCAGAAUCCUAGCCAAGCUGCCCGACUCCCAACGCGACGCCAAUUCGCUGGUCUGUAAAAGAUGGCUCUUUCUGCAAGGUCGUCUGGUACGGUCUCUCAAGGUUUUGGAUUGGGGCUUUAUCCAGUCCGGUAGGUUAACGACUAGGUUCCCAAACCUGAUUCAGGUCGAUUUGCUUUCUGGGUCUCUGAUUUCGACUCGGAAUUCGGACAUUUUGUUGAACCACAAAAUGUUUUCGGUGCACAUCGGUUCUCAUUUUUCGCCGGAAUCCGAAGCUUUUCAAACCCAUUUGCUUUCACCCGAGGUUAUUGAUAGAGGGCUUCGGGAAUUAGCAAACGGUUGCCCUAAUCUUGGCAAAGUGGCACUUGUUGGUGCUACUGAACUGGGUCUGCUGAGUUUAGCUGAAGAAUGCUCGACUUUGCAAGAUCUGGAAUUGCACAAGUGCAAUGACAACCUCUUACAUGUUAUAUCUGCUUGUAAGAAUUUGCAAAUACUCAAGCUGGUUGGCAAUUUAAAUGGGUUUUAUAGUUCGGUGGUUUCGGAUAUUGGGCUGACAUUUUUGGCUCAAGGGUGUAGAAGACUAGUUAAGCUUGAGCUCAAUGGUUGUGAGGGAAGCUUUGUUGGGAUGAAAGCAAUUGGGCAAUGCUGUCAAAUGUUGGAGGAAUUGAUCAUUUGUGAUCAUAGGAUGGAAGCUGGGUGGUUAUCUGCACUUCCAUAUUGUGAGAACUUGAAGACUUUGAAGUUUGUGUCUUGUAAAAAGAUUGAUUCUAGUCUGGAAACAGAUGAGAAUUUUGGUUUAUGUCCAGCUCUUGAGCGUUUGCAUUUUCACAAGUGUCAGCUAAGGGACAAGAAGACAGCUAGUGAUUUGUUCACCUUAUGUGGGGCUGUUAGGGAGAUUGUCUUGCAGGACUGUUGGGGAUUGGAGAAUGAUGUGUUCAUUUUGGCAAGCAUUUGCAGGAGGGUGAAUAUCCUGUCUUUAGAAGGAUGCUCAUUGCUAACGACAAAUGGUCUAGAGUCAGUGAUCCUUUCAUGGAAGGAGAUUGUGAGUCUCAAAGUGGUAGGCUGCAAAAACAUUAAGGAUGAGGAAAUCUCUCCUGCAUUGUCUAGCCUAUUCUCCAUGCUUAAAGAGCUCAAAUGGAGACCUGACACCAAAUCUCUUCUUGCAUCAAGUGUCAUUGGAGCUAACAUAGGAAAGAGAGGUGGUAAAUUUUUCAGAGGAUUUUAGACCAUAACAUCUUCUUGUUGCUGUUGUUGUUGCUGUUACAUUUGGAUCAAAGUUUAUUUCACCUUUGAUCUUGAUCUCACAAUCUCCAAUCUGCACAAUACACAGAAUAAAGUGGAUGAUCCUAAAGGGUCUUGUCAUAAAGAUAGAGGAGCAAGAUCAUGCUUCAUUUUCAUGAAAACCACAGAAACGAAAAAGUAAAACAAGGAAUGUAAUGUAAUUGCAUUACAUUUGUUGUAGUACUUUUGCAGAUUGCAGAUUAAUUUUCUUUUGAGUAAUUUUAGCUUUUACAUGUAUAAAGGUGCCCAUAACUUCUGUAGAUUUGCACUCAUUACAGUGCAAUAUAGAGUAGUUUAACGAGGUAGAGAAUUAGAGUUUUUACUCUAGUCUAGAACAGAAAGAAAGAAUUACAGUACAUUUUACUGAAGAAAGGAUGUUACAUUUGUAGUCUUGUCAAUUUAAAUGAUGGAUGAAUUCAAAUCUUGAUUACUUCUCGAGUUUAA
This is a messenger RNA of Cannabis sativa, 3030 nucleotides long. RefSeq names its product F-box protein At5g07670-like. Gene Ontology annotation, biological process: SCF-dependent proteasomal ubiquitin-dependent protein catabolic process. Lineage: Eukaryota; Viridiplantae; Streptophyta; Magnoliopsida; Rosales; Cannabaceae. Bases 1202 to 2530 code for a protein of 442 amino acids. Gene Ontology annotation, cellular component: SCF ubiquitin ligase complex. Gene Ontology annotation, molecular function: protein binding. The record is from RefSeq and is a predicted model, not a curated record. The transcript is spliced from 2 exons.